Pocillopora verrucosa is the source of this 1580-nucleotide messenger RNA. RefSeq lists its product as uncharacterized. Lineage: Eukaryota; Metazoa; Cnidaria; Anthozoa; Scleractinia; Pocilloporidae. The record is from RefSeq and is a predicted model, not a curated record.
AUUCGGGGUUCACUUUGGGAGAACCGACUCUUUUAAAGUACAAAGGCCCAACUUUGAAACUAGAACACGACUUUCUACAAAUCAAUGCCGAGUUCUCCAAUGGAAUGAUUCAAAAGGAUUUUCAUGCACAAGUAGUCCCGAAACGAGAGGUCUUGCAACGAAAUGCUCUACAGGAAACUGGUUUACCUUUCAAUGUCAUAAUCCUAGCAUUAGAUCAGACAUCACAGGCAACUUUCCAACGUCUCUUACCAGAUUCGUUCAAGUUUCUUCGUGAUGAGCUCCAGUCCUUUAUAUUUGAGGGAUUUUCUCUUGUGGGAGAGGCGACCACACCCCAAAUCACAGCGCUAUUUACUGGCAAGACUGUGGAGGAGAACUGUAAAUUGCAUGAAGCACGGAUUGGAUUUGACGGCGCCAAGACUUUAGACGGGUGGCCAUUUAUUUUCAACACCUUUAAGGAGCAUGGAUAUGCUACGAUGUUUAGCGAAGAUGCACCAUCAAUUGCAACUUUCAAUAUGAGACUCAAAGGUUUCAACAAACAACCCGCAGAUCACUACGCGCGUCCCUUUUGGUCAGCGGUACCGCACAACUCUGACAGUGGACUUCAUCCAUUCUGUAUCAAUGCACAACCGCAGCACGUUAUUCAGCUUGAAUAUCUGAAAAGCCUGUUCAGAGCUUAUCCCCAGACGCUUAAGUUUGGAUUCACCUUCGUGAGCAGUUUGUGCCAUCAUGAAUCGAUCAUGCCACUUGGAUCAGCCGCUAAAGACUUUGUUACAUUUUUCCAGGCCAUACGUGAAUCUGGAUUUUUGAAUAACACGAUUUUUGUUGUCAUGGGAGACCACGGGGCGAGAACGGGGGAGUUCCGAUCCACAAUUCAGGGGAAACUGGAGGAGCGUUUGCCACUACUAUCCAUUACACUUCCUUCUAAAUUCCGUUUAAAGUAUCCAGAACUUGUGCAGAAUCUCAAGCUCAAUACAAAAGUUAUUACUUCACCUUUAGAUCUACACGCAACCUUUAUGCACGUGUUAAAAUACCCUGCCGACCCAUCAAAUUCUGAGCUUACCCGAGGGACAAGCCUCUUUUCAGCGAUCCCUCGAAAUCGAACAUGCCAAGAUGCUUUGAUUCCCGAGUACUUUUGCCCUUGUGUCCGGUGGUUGCCCAUAAAUACGAGUCAUGCGCACGUUCGCAUAAGUGCAAUGCGCGCCGCUGACUACAUAAAUAAUUUGCUUGUGGAAGUUGGUGAUCUUUGCGAGAAACUAUCAGUGAAUGACAUAAUAAGUGCAUGGCAGGAAAUGUCCAGCAUUAAAGUACAAACUUUUAAUGGCAUUGAGAACGGGAUGGGUUUAGGAUUUGGUAAAGCAAAUUUUGAAUCUACGUCGACACCCAGUGAGUGCACCUACCAACUUAGAUUUCGAACAAAGCCGGGCAAUGGAGAAUUUGAGGUAUCGGUUAAAAUUAUUGAGGGGAAAUUUAUCGUGAACGGGCACAUCAGCCGUAUUAAUAUCUAUGGUUCCCAACCCAACUGCAUCAAGGCUUCAUAUCCGCAUCUUAGAAAAUAUUGUUACUGCAGCCACCAAGGCUGA